CUUCUGUUUCAUACAAUUACCAAGGAGACCCACUUGAUAAAGAGCCCACAGAUCCUCAAAGCAGCGUUCCUUCAGUUCUCGCAAUUCCAGAUCGGUAUUCCAGGAAAUAGUUUGUCUUUGUUCAGCAUCAACGAGAGAUGAGCGAAACUCCAAUAUUAUCAUCGGUUCGAAGGACCAGUAAACGGCUUUCAAUGGCAGGAGCAACAAGAGCAAGUCUUAAUGGACCACUUCGAUCGAGCGGUCUAUUUGAUUCAAUAGUCAAUUCAAAUAACUCUAAUGGUUCUGCCAAAAGAUCAAUACUACUAUCUACCCCUGCUAAUGGUAAUAAGAGAAGACGUAGCUCGAUAUAUCAUCAACAGUCCCAUCCACCGUCACUGCAAUCAUCUGCCAAUGUCCAAUCAUCAGUAAAUGCCCCAUCCUCCCAACAAGCAUCAUCACAAGUUCAAUUACAACAGCAACAACAGCAACCACUGUCGGGUUAUAGAACAGAUCCCCGUCCGUUAAGAGAUAAGAAUUAUCAAGCAUUAAUACAACAAGAAAUAUAUGAUUUUUUAUCGAAAAAUCGAUUUGAAUUGGAAAUGAAUCAUACUUUAACAACAAGAACUCUAAGACAACCAACUCAAAAAGAUUUUGUAUUAAUAUUUCAAUUUUUAUAUGGGAAAUUAGAUCCGAAUUAUAAAUUUACAAAAUCAAUUCAAACCGAAGUUACUAAUGUAUUGAAAAUGUUAAAUUAUCCAUAUUUAGACGGUAUCAAUCGUUCCCAAAUAACUGCAGUUGGAGGAUCCAAUUGGCCAGCUAUCUUAGGAAUGUUAUAUUGGUUAGUAAAAGUUAAUUUAAGUUUUUUAAAUAUUAAUGAUGAUGAAUUAAUGUUACCAGAUGAUCCAUUAGAUGUGAUUUAUGUUAAAAAUACAACUAAAGCAUAUCAGUUAUAUAUUAAUCAAGAAGAUUUGUCAAAUAUAACUAAUCAAAUGAAUGACGAUUUAAAAAUUGCUAAUGAAAAAUUGAUUGAUAUUAUAAAUAAUUUAAAUUCAAAUAAUCAAGAUUUAUUAAAAGAAUAUGAAGAAUUAAAUUUUAAAAUUGAAGAAUUGAAAACGAGCGAAGAUAAAUCAAAAGCAUUAGAAAGUGAUUUAAUUAAAUUUCAAGCAUAUUUAGAAACAAUGGAAUCAAGAAAAUUAAAAUGGUCAGAAAUAUUAAAUAAAAUUCAAUUAGAAAUAAACAAUUGUGAAGAAGAUUUGUCAAAACUUAAUGAAGAGAAAAAAGAUAUUGAAUCAAAAUUAAUAAAUAAAGGAUUUACAAUUAAUGAUAUUGAUAAUUUGAAUAAUGAAAGAGAUAAGAUAUCAAAAUUAAUUGAUAAUUUAUCAAAUAAAUUUGAAGAUUUGAAAAAUAAAUUAAAUUCAAAAGAUAUUGAAUUAAAUAAAAAUUAUCAAAGUUUAGAUAAUUUCAUUAAACAAUAUAAUAAUACAAUUUACAAAAUACCAUCAAUUAACUACAAUUUUGAAAUUCAAUUAAAUGAAGGGAUUUUAAGCGAUGAUAAUUUCUUGACAAUUUUUUUCAAACCAAAUGAUAUUAUUAAUAAGACUUUAAAAGAUGAAAAAAUUGAAUUAUUAAAAUUCAGAUCCCAAUUGAAUAAUAAAAUCCAUCAAGAUCAAGAUGACGUUAUUAAAUUACAAGAACAAGGAGAUCUAAUUUCUGAAACUAUAUUAGAACAACGAGAAUCCAUUGAAAAUUUAGAAGCCAAAUUAAAUGCCAAUAAAAUUACUUAUGAUGAAAUAUAUGAAACAAUGAUUAGCGAUACUACUGCUUAUUCACUGCAAAUUGAAAAAUUGGAUCGCGAAUUGAGAUCAAUUAAAAUUAAUACUAACCAAGGUAUUAUUGAGAUUGAAAAUAAUUUACAAAAUUUAUCAAUUGAAUUUGACGAAUUAAAUCACGAAAUUUUUAAACAAAAAUCAAUUUUACAUGAUAAAAUUCAAAAAAUUAUUGAAUUUAUUAUAAAUUUUAAAAUUAAUAUUCAAUCGAAUUUAGAAAAUUUGGAUGAUUUAAUAACUGAAGAAUUAAAAAUUGAACAAAAUAAAAAAAUUUAA
Hyphopichia burtonii NRRL Y-1933 is the source of this 2081-nucleotide messenger RNA. Its product is annotated as kinetochore-associated Ndc80 complex subunit. The record is from RefSeq and is a predicted model, not a curated record. The transcript has a single exon. Gene Ontology annotation, biological process: attachment of mitotic spindle microtubules to kinetochore. The coding region runs from base 138 to 2081 and encodes 647 amino acids. Gene Ontology annotation, cellular component: Ndc80 complex. Lineage: Eukaryota; Fungi; Ascomycota; Pichiomycetes; Serinales; Debaryomycetaceae.